CACACACAGGCUGUGUUACUCACUCACACAAAACACACACAAACACAAAAAUGGAGCGAUGGAAGGUGGGAGGGAGCAGAUCGAAGGCGAAUAAAGCGGCGGCGUGCAAAAAACACCCCAAGCACCGGCAAUCGCCGGGAGUCUGCUCCAUCUGCCUGCGCGAAAAGCUCUCAAAUCUCUCCAAUUGCGCCCACAAUUCGAGAACCGCCAGAUCUCCUUCUUCUGCUUCCUCUCUCUCCUCCUACGCCUCUUCUCUCUCCUCCUCCUGCGCCUCGCCGCCGCCGGAACUCACCAUCUCCGUCGCCUUCUUCAGGAAGAGCAGAUCCAUGGCGGUGGUGGUGCCGGCCGAGAAGGAGAUUCGGAUUGUGAAGGGAGGGUUUUGGUCCAAAUUGUUGCCGCAAAAGAGUAGAGGGAAAUUGAUGCAUUCCAGAACUACAAGAGAGAUCAAAGGAUCGUUGCAUCAAUUCACUUGAGAUUUAUUUUUAAUUUUUUCUUUUCCCUAUAAUUUGUCUUUCAAAAUUGGGAAAUUUUAGUGUAGAGACAUCAAAAUUAUUUCAUUCUUUUUUUUAGCUGGAGAAGUGAUUUUGUGUUGGAUUGCUAAUUCACCUGUUCUUUAAUUAGGAGUUAUAACUCCUAAUUGUCGUUUUACCUAUUUUGUGGUUUGAUUUUUUGGUAUUUUAAAUUAAAUCAGAUUUUUGGGAA
This is a messenger RNA of Salvia hispanica, 702 nucleotides long. The record is from RefSeq and is a predicted model, not a curated record. Lineage: Eukaryota; Viridiplantae; Streptophyta; Magnoliopsida; Lamiales; Lamiaceae.